CUUUCACGAGCGCCAGUCAGUCUGUGGAGAAUUAUGGACGCGAGUAAUUUGGAGGCGAUGGAGAUCAGACUGAUUCCUCUAUGGUUGCCGCAUUCCGAGCGCGAGCCGCCUUUGAAGAUGGGAACAAUAACGGAGCGGCUCCAGUCGGUUGGGACAGUUUCCUGCUCCCACAGUUUCACUAGUAAUUCAUGCAAAGCAUCAACAAGAGCAGAGCCUCCAAAUUUGAAGAGGGCUGGAGGAAGAUCAUCUGGUCCCGCGGCUUUGUUCAACUUCAACAGUCCGAUCUCACGUUCGACUUCUGAGCGAGAGGGUGGAUCCAAAGGGACAGCCCACGGAGCGGGGCGAUCAGUGACCGGCGAAUCGAACAAUUCUUGCCGAUUAAAUUGCUUUUCAAAAUGCUCAGCCCAACGCUCCAGACGUUUUGACAAAUUGUGGAUAGGCUGUCCACUCUCGUCACGUAUAGUUUCACUAACACCAGGUCUCCUGCUGCCCGUUUCCCGUAUCAGACGGAAUAACUUACGAUGGUUGCCAAGGGCAGCGGCCACUUCCAUCUCUGACGCACGAUGAGACCACCAAGAUUCGCGGUCUC
This is a messenger RNA of Dicrocoelium dendriticum, 589 nucleotides long. Lineage: Eukaryota; Metazoa; Platyhelminthes; Trematoda; Plagiorchiida; Dicrocoeliidae. The record is from the annotation of a GenBank genome assembly.